Molecule: messenger RNA, 958 nt
Organism: Pollicipes pollicipes
Lineage: Eukaryota; Metazoa; Arthropoda; Thecostraca; Pollicipedomorpha; Pollicipedidae
Product: serine/threonine-protein phosphatase 6 regulatory ankyrin repeat subunit A
Exons: 3
Coding region: 159-512 (117 amino acids)
Molecular function (GO): protein binding
Source: RefSeq, a predicted model, not a curated record
UGUGGAUAUUUCUUUAUUGCUUGUCCAUUCAUGUGUUGAGGCGUUCGCAAACAAGUUCAAAUGUAUGAGGACGUUUGAAGCGUAGGUGGGUUCCCAGGUUUGUCUCGAUCGUUUCUUGAGGAUGACGUAUUUGGAGAUUUGACAUUGUGGCAGGAAGAAUGAGCCCAGAGGAUGUGGAUGAGUUCCCAGGGAGACUGCUACAUCAGGCGGCGCUCUGGGACAACGCCGAGCUGCUGGAGGAUCUCCUGGCCAGCGAGGAGAUCGCGCACAUCAGCUCGCGCGACUCCUGGGGCCGCACGCCGCUGCACGCCGCCGCCACCACCUACAGCUCGCGCUGUCUGCGCGUGCUGCUCCAGUCGGGCGGUCAGUGGAAGGACAACGCCUCUCCUCACACCCUCCCCCUUCCUGGCGACACCGGCAGCCAUGCGGACGGCAGAGGAGGAGUGAACGGGAGUGUGUGUGGUGUGCGAUUGUGUAGGGGGGCUUCACUGGGCUGGUGUCUGUCGGCCUGAUAGCUUGAGUAUGACUGUCUGCUCUCAGGAUGUGCAUAUGCUAUGCGUGCGCUGAAUGUAACUUGUGGAGGAAUCUCCAUUAACACUAUCCAGGGUUUGUGCAUGUGCAUUAUAGAAUGAGUGUGGAGAGCCCUUGUUCAGAGGGAAUGCAUCCUCACUAACGUCGCGGUUUGACCCGUGCCUGGGAAGCGCGGCAGGUUGUGUUACGCCGCGCAGCGAGAGCUGGGCCGGCUCAGCCCAUUUGUGGUUUUCGGAUGCCAGACCCGACCCUCGCUGGGCGGUGUUCACGGUCCUGGACCGCCAGCUGCGGGCCGGGAGGGCGGCUUGAGCCGGGGUCUGGCAACGCGACAGGCACGGAUCGCGCCGCGGCGCUGGUCACAAACGCACGACCCUGAAGCACUGAUGAGGGGUUGCUGUCGCAUGUUGUCAUUGCAUGUUGAAGUGUA